AUGGCCCCGGGGCUCACCAUCACCAUGGCCCCGGGGCUCACCAUCACCAUGGCCCCGGGGCUCACCAUCACCAUGGCCCCGGGGCUCACCAUCACCAUGGCCCCGGGGCUCACCAUCACCAUGGCCCCGGGGCUCACCAUCACCAUGGCCCCGGGGCUCACCAUCACCAUGGCCCCAAUGGCUCAACAUAACCAGGCCGCCCCCCCCUCAGUUUACCACAGACAUGGGCCAGGGCUCACUAUCACCAUGGCCUCACCAUCACCACGCCCUCAGGGCUCACCAUCACCAAAGCCUCAGGGCUCACAAUUACCAUGGCCUCAGGGCUCACCAUCACCAACGCCUCAGGGUUCAAAAUCACUCUGA
This is a messenger RNA of Procambarus clarkii (red swamp crayfish), 363 nucleotides long. NCBI's taxonomy places the organism in Eukaryota, Metazoa, Arthropoda, Malacostraca, Decapoda, Cambaridae. The record is from RefSeq and is a predicted model, not a curated record.